GAGAAGGACAAAAAUAUGGUAAGGGCACAUGAAAAUCAAUAUAAAAAGUAUGUUUAGUUCUGUAACGGUACGUCAAAAUUAGAUAGCAUUGCACCAUUGUAUUUAUUAAAAAAGAACUUCAAAACACGAUCUGACUUUACUAUAUUUUAAUCAAAAUGGUAAAGUUAAUUUAUUUAAAUAAAUCUCACCUCCUUCAUCAUAUAAAUUAGUAAAAUAAUUCGUACCAUGUAUAUCAUUGAUAAGUUACUUUAUGCCAUGAAUCACAAAGUUUAUUUUUCUGCCGAAAAGUUACGUAGCAUGGACCAAAAAAUUACGUUUUCUAAUAUUCAUGGACUACAACAAAAAUUACUUUUCCCAAUAUAGGGUUGCAAUAUAAACCAUCAGCUUUUUUUUGGAAAUGCUGUGGGAUAUAUCAAGCUCUCUUUUAGAAAAGUGUUGAGGUCUUAAAUGCAAGAACCCUCUUCUUUUAGAUUUUCUGUUCAGUUAAAUACUCCGUAUCUCCCGCUCAAAAAAAAAAGAUAUCACUCCGUAUGUCUCAUAGUCUCAUCUGACAAAGGACCUUCAAUUGAUCCAAACGAAAAAAAAAAUGCACCAUUGCCGGCCUCCUCCUGCCAUCACUGUGAUGUGGCCGUCGUCUUCUGGCUCCACGAGGACGGCAGGAACGCAGCGCCAAAACCCCCGCGCGGAUUCCGGAUUUCAGCGAUCCGUGGCCCAAUCAACUCCGAGCGCCGGCACAACUCCGAGUAAACCACCGCUCGCUGCGCCGGCAAUUCGUGACAUUGUCCCGUGACAUUCUGUGUGACAUUAUAUCAUCAGUAGUUGUUCAAAAGUUUUUGUGGCUCUGAGGCACGGACGUUCCGUCAUCGUCGUCACCGCUGCUUCUGUCAAUGGCGGCGUCGCGCCCAUCAUUGCUGCUGCUGCUGCUGGCGUCGUUGUGCGCCGCGCACCCGGUCCGCGGCGAGGGCCUGCUGACCGACGGCUUCACGGCGGUGGAGCUGACCGAGGCGCAGUUCAAGGUGCAGAAGCCCUACGACGUGCCGCUGGGCGAGCGCUACGAGCUCCUCGCCGGCGGCGUGCGCCGGAUGUGGGUCUACGCCGCCGACAAGCCCAUCACCACCGCCCACCCCGGCGGCCCCCGCACCGAGAUCAAGAUCGAGGCAAGUGCAAAGCUGAUCGACAUAUAUAUAUACCUCCUCCUGCUGUGAUCUUCCAUCUAGUAACAAUAUUUGUUGCUUCAU
Molecule: messenger RNA, 1238 nt
Organism: Panicum virgatum (switchgrass)
Lineage: Eukaryota; Viridiplantae; Streptophyta; Magnoliopsida; Poales; Poaceae
Product: citrate-binding protein-like
Exons: 1
Coding region: 888-1205 (105 amino acids)
Source: RefSeq, a predicted model, not a curated record